AUGCCCCAUUCGGAUAACAAAAUGGGUCGUUGGGGGGCAGUUUCGUAUAUUGUUGGGAAUAUUGUUGGUUCUGGUAUUUUUAUUGUUCCUGGAAGUAUGUUACAAAAUACUGGAUCUGUUGGGUUAUUUUUAAUUGUUUGGUUAAUAUCUGCAGCUGUAGCUACUUUGGGGGCUUAUUGUUAUUGUGAAUUGGGGACAAGUAUUAGAAGAUCUGGUGGAGAUUUUGCUUAUCUUACACAUGUUAGAUGGUAA
Messenger RNA from Meloidogyne enterolobii, 252 nucleotides. The record is from the annotation of a GenBank genome assembly. Lineage: Eukaryota; Metazoa; Nematoda; Chromadorea; Rhabditida; Meloidogynidae.